Closterium sp. Naga37s-1 is the source of this 417-nucleotide messenger RNA. The record is from the annotation of a GenBank genome assembly. NCBI's taxonomy places the organism in Eukaryota, Viridiplantae, Streptophyta, Zygnematophyceae, Desmidiales, Closteriaceae.
AUGGACCCGGAUUACUGCCGCUCCCAUGUGGUGUCGGAAAUGUCUGACAUGUUCAGGUGGGAUCUAGGAAAGGAGACACUCUGGAGUGUGCUGCCAUCAAGGUUUUCGGCAGCGUGCAAGGUGCAGGCGUACGAGUUCCGUGAGCUGAAGGAUGUGGCACUGGAGGCCCUGGAGGAUGCAGUGGUGGAGUUUGCCGACAUCGCUCUCGACUGCGCCAAGGUGACUGGCUCCCGCCAGCCCUCUAUGGAGGACGUCGCCCGCCGCCUGCAGGCACUCCUCUCCAACCAUUGCAGCGAAGGAGAGUGCAACAUUGAACCGAGCAUGCGCUUGUACAAAACCAUGGAGGAGAGCCUAGAGAGGCUCACUGGUGGUGGCAUGGAUGAUUUUGAAAGGAGUGAGAUUUCGAAGGAUGUGUGA